GCGAGAGCCCGGGAGUUACCAUUCGAAUCCGACGUUCGAAACAGAAUUUUCGCGGUGGAAUCGAAUCUCAGCCUUAGAAUCUCGAUCUCAGCGCUAGAAAUAGGAUUUUAGCGGUGCAAUUAACGUGGAAAGUAGGAUCUUAGCGUUAGAAUUCGAUUCCUAGCCUACCACAGAAUCUUAGAGUUAGAAACAGAGCAGCGUUGCAAACAGAAUGUUUAGAGGAGUGACAGAGAAGAACGUUGCGUUGGGACCCUUGGGGAGAAUUUUAGCCUGCGGCGCGGCAAUUGGCAUCCUGGCCGUCGGGCCUGCGCUACAGUCUUGGUUUACAUUCCUGGCGCGUCACCCCCAGCGCGCUGAGAAGUGGCGGUGGUGACGGGGCUCCCAAGGUCUCCGGGCUCGCGCGGGCACAACGCAGCGCCGGCAGGCCCUCCAAGCACCGCUGUGAGGACGCCCAGAGCCCAGGGCAGAGCCUCCUGCCCUAAGGUGGAAGACGCCGAAAUGCCCGGCCCUUGGUUUCUGCUUGCCAUGGCUUUGACCCUGACCCUGACCGGUGUCCCGAGUGGCCACGCACAGCCAGAGAUGGCCCAACAGGAGGCAGCUAUGGCUGCCGAGCACCUGGAUCUGGACAACCUCCUGCGCCAGGCAGAGCGAUUCCUCUUCCUCCAGGAAGACCUCCAGCGGCUUCGAGAGGACCAGGACCAAGGCGAUAGCGACUCAGAGUCCCAGAUCUUUCAACCUGACUGGUUCUCGAAGCGUCAGCAUCCAGGCAAAAGGGAGGAGGAGGCAGAAGACGGAGUUGAAGAGGAGGAGGAAGAAGGAGGGGCUGCCGGCCCCCACAAGCGGCAGCACCCCGGCCGGCGGGAGGACGCGGCCGCCUGGUUGGUGGAUGUAACAGAGCAGAAGCGCCAGCACCCGGGCCGGCGCUCCUCCUGGCUCGGGUACACUUUCACCAAGAGGCAGCACCCAGGCAGACGGCUGGUGGAUCCCAAGGCCCAGAGGAGCUGGGAGGAGGAAGAGGAGGAAGAGGAAGAGGCGGGGGAGCUGAUGCCUGAGAAGCGCCAGCAUCCCGGGAAGAGGGCCCCAGGAGGCCCAUGCGGGCCCCAGGGAUCCUGUGGUCAAACCAGCCUUCUGCUGGGCCUCCUGGAUGACCUGAGCAGGGGCCAGGCCGAGGAGAAGCGGCAGCACCCUGGGCGGCGAGCGGCCUGGGCCCGGGAGCCCCUGGAGGAGUGAGCCUGUUUCCCGCAAAGUCCACUUGGGGUCUAAGAAUGUCUUGAGCCCUGUAUGCCCUACCCCUCUGUGACCCCUCUUUCCUUCCUCCUGAGAUGCCUGACCAUACACCCAAGCUCCCUGUAUACACACACAUCAAGCCCCUGGCCUCGCCCGCCUAGUUCAGGGACAUGAGAAAGCCAGCCUAUGAGUUAAAACCCCAUAUUACCCCACUUUGUGCCCCUGACAAGGGAGCAGAUCCCAGAGUCCCUCUCCCCUAACCCCGUAGGCCUGCUCACCUCCUUAGCCCUGGCUAAGAUGACCCUGCUGUGUUUUCUAAGGGAUCCCCAGAGUGGGACAGGGUGCCUCUGGAGUGAGCAGCCAGCGAGCGUGGGGUGGGCUUGAAGCUGUCACGUCCAAACCCAGCUCCCACCCUUGCCAGGACUGGCCACGUGUAAACUUCACCCCCAGGACCCAGGAGCUCCUCCUCUUCCUGGGCAUCCUUUUGUGGGGGGGAAGAGCCCUGACCCAUGGCUGUGUUCUGCUUGGGGGAAACACUGUUGGUGGUGCUGUGCUGUGUGGUGGCUGAGGGAAUACGCAUGUGGAGGAGAAUGUAGACGUCGCCCUGGAAGCUUGUAUAUAACCCUCUAGGCACCUCUCCCUUAUCAGUGAUAGUCAUCCUGCUGAUAAUAAAACGUGCAUCUAGAUAA
Camelus dromedarius (Arabian camel) is the source of this 1916-nucleotide messenger RNA. It is a transcript of the gene TRH, whose product is annotated as thyrotropin releasing hormone. The coding region runs from base 499 to 1230 and encodes 243 amino acids. Gene Ontology annotation, biological process: positive regulation of gamma-aminobutyric acid secretion; negative regulation of glutamate secretion; positive regulation of insulin secretion. The transcript is spliced from 3 exons. Gene Ontology annotation, cellular component: secretory granule; extracellular region. Gene Ontology annotation, molecular function: thyrotropin-releasing hormone activity. Lineage: Eukaryota; Metazoa; Chordata; Mammalia; Artiodactyla; Camelidae. The record is from RefSeq and is a predicted model, not a curated record.